Molecule: messenger RNA, 822 nt
Organism: Closterium sp. Naga37s-1
Lineage: Eukaryota; Viridiplantae; Streptophyta; Zygnematophyceae; Desmidiales; Closteriaceae
Source: the annotation of a GenBank genome assembly
AUGCUACCCUUUCAGCUGUCUAGUUUUUCCAUAACCUCCCUCUGCUCCCUCUCCUCCCUCUGCCCUGCUCCUCCUCCCUCUGCUCCCUCUGCUCCCUCUGCUCCCUCUCCUCCCUCUGCCCUGCUCCUCCUCCCUCUGCUCCCUCUCCACCCUCUCUGCCCUGCUCCUCCUCCCUCUGCUCCCUCUCCUCCCUCUGCCCUGCUCCUCCUCCCUCUGCUCCCUCUGCUCCCUCUCCACCCUCUCUGCCUUGCUCCCUCUGCUUCCUCUCCCUCUUCUCCAUUUUCUCUGCUCCCUCAGCUGCCCUGCUGCUACCAUCUCUGUCCCCGUGGUGCCAUGUGUGAACGAGGCAUGCUCUUCAUAUCAUCGACCCAUGCUUCCUAUCUCCACAGCCGCUCAUUCUCCCCGUGUUUCCCAACAUCCACUCAUCCCUUUGCUCCCUUUUCUCCUCUGAUUCCUCUGCUCCCUGCACCCUCUGCCUCCUCUGCUCCCUCUACUGCCCUCUCUGCUGCUUCCGCUCUCUCUGCUCCUUCACAUCUCCCCCCUCCGCUCCUGCUACUCCACGCAUAUGACUCACCCUACCACCUACCUCCAUCCAUACCAGCCCCUGUCCCUCUCCUUGCUCUGUUCCCACUCACACGUCUCUACAGGUCUCCCCAUACACACCAUCCGCUUUCCCUCCCCCCUUCUCCUCCCGUUCGCUUCUCUUGGAUUGCAGGUGCUUCUCAAUUUAUCCCCUCCUCCAUCUCUUCUCCAACAUCCCCAUACAUAACCUCUCCUCCCGCUCCUCACUUUCGCUUCAGUUGGAUAGCAGGUGCUUCUUAA